Molecule: messenger RNA, 577 nt
Organism: Homalodisca vitripennis (glassy-winged sharpshooter)
Lineage: Eukaryota; Metazoa; Arthropoda; Insecta; Hemiptera; Cicadellidae
Product: ATP synthase subunit g, mitochondrial-like
Biological process (GO): proton motive force-driven ATP synthesis
Molecular function (GO): proton transmembrane transporter activity
Source: RefSeq, a predicted model, not a curated record
UUGACUAUAACAUGAUAUUGAAUGUCGGGGUGAUCAGCUGAGAGAAAAUCUUCUACCCACUCCAAUUGUUCUGCACCCGAUUAUCUCAAUUUUUCAGCUACUAGUAAGGUUUAGAAAUAAAGUUUUUACAACCUCAGAAUGGCCAUCGUUAAAGCUGUAAUGGAUACAGUGCGACCGAACAUGGCAACGUUUCUCAAGUAUGCCAAGGUGGAGCUGACCCCCCCAGGACCAGGUGACAUUGGUGCUAUCAGCAGAGGAAUCGGUGACAUUCUCAGUGCAGCCAGGACCGGCCGGUGGAAGCAACUCACUGUCAAGGAUGCUUGGCUGAAUAUUUUGUUUGUGGUGUUAACAGAAGUAUCAUGCUGGUUUUGGGUUGGUGAAGUUAUUGGCAAGAGGAAUCUUGUAGGAUAUAACGUGGAAGUCUAACAGACAGCCUGGUGUUUGCGGCGUAGAUUGUAUUUAAUACAACAGAUUGUUUUUUGUGUCACUACCACCUCAUAUUGAGAUGUGGUGAUUGUAAUUUAUUUAAUCCAAUAUAAACUACAUUAUCAAAUAUAAUGCGUUGUUAUUUUGUGGA